AUCUAUUCAAAAAGACCUACAUACUUUUACAAAUGAAUGUAAAUGUGCAAACUUAAAACAUAAGAGUUUUUAAAUGUAUGAAAUGUGUAUUAAUCUAACUGUUUGGGAUUGAUGUUUAUUUUGUAUUUCUCAAACUUCAACAUGUUCAACUGUAUGGCCUCAUUAAAAAUUCCCUCUUGGAACCCCAUCAUAAUCGCUGUAACGUGUAACCUUUGCACAUUUAAAACAUAGUUUCCGCUGCCUGUGAUAUAAAACCAGGUUAGGACGAUAUUGGCAUCUUGCAACUAUUCUUUUGAUAAAAAUGAGUACAACUGAAAGCUCUGAGUGGAGUUUUGGCUGGGGAAAUUUCGGAAAUCCUCUUGAGAAACUAUUCGGAAAAGAAGACACCGAAGAGGAAGAAGAUCCUUCAAUAUCUUUAAAAAGAGCCACGAUGGUUUUAGUCAUUUGCUACAGUAUAAUAGACUCACUGAUAAUUACUUCCAAUCUGUUGACUUUAUCGAUGAUAAUUUGCACUAGACUGCGCUGUAGUCUUUUUUAUUUAAAAAUCUUAAUAUGCUCAAUCGGUGAUAUAAUCUUUGGAGUUGUUUUGGCAUUUGCUGUUCUUGAAUUAAAGGACAAUAGGCGUGCGUGGUACUAUGGUGAUGUAUUCUGCUACAUUACAAAAUAUAUUUCGGCGACUCAUCUUAUUUUCAUCUCCUUUUCACUGUGUGCCUUAAUUUCCGACCGAAUCAUAAAGGAGACUAUUCAGCACAAGGUGGCGCUGUCCUGCAUUCAUGUUUUCCUGCUGACGUUGCCAUUCGUUGCCACAUACCUAGUUGCCGUGCCAGUUCUCGUUUCAAACGAUAUUGUCAUAAUUACAAACCUAACAGACACGGACAAAAAAGAUUAUACAUUUUGUCGGUAUUCACAAGAUUAUGAAUCACACAAAAUCAUAGCCGUAUCAAUUUUAGACGUUAUGCACAAUACUAUUUUCCUGCCAUUUAUUAUUAUUUUAUCAAUAACAUUAAUCAGCAGACGAAAACGAAGACAUCCCACGAACACCUCUGAAGCCAUGGACGAUACAUAUAUUAAGCGUGGUAGCAAUGAACGUAGUUCAUGUAACGCUAACUUGUCAUCGGGUAUGGUAGUAAUCAUCAUCACCAUCGUCACAGUUUUCUGUACAAUACCAAACUGCGUUCUUCACUUCUGUUCUCCUGAUUGUCUUAAUGAAGACACGAUGUAUAGUGUACCGCAUUAUCUUUAUAUGUUGUGUCUUGUACCAUCAAUUGUAAGGCCAUAUUUGUGGUUGAUGGACAAAAAGAUGCGACAAGUUGCAGCAAAAAUUUGCUGUUUCAUUUGUAGAAAGAACCAAUUGACAUAACAGUUUAUAUAAAUGUAUAUAGCGUUAUAUUUUGUGUUCAAUAUGUGAAAAUCAUUUAAGUGCCUUACUAAUAAAUUCAAGUAAGAAUGCU
Molecule: messenger RNA, 1451 nt
Organism: Mytilus californianus (California mussel)
Lineage: Eukaryota; Metazoa; Mollusca; Bivalvia; Mytilida; Mytilidae
Exons: 2
Coding region: 302-1360 (352 amino acids)
Biological process (GO): neuropeptide signaling pathway
Cellular component (GO): membrane
Molecular function (GO): G protein-coupled peptide receptor activity
Source: RefSeq, a predicted model, not a curated record